AUGAAGUUGAUUUUGAUGUUUAUCGCAAUAGCCGUGGCUCUGCCUGCAGCAGCACCUUCGGAAACGGAACGCAGUAAGCCCAUGCCUCGUUUGUACGGAGAUAAGAUCCCCGAGAGGGUAUUAACGCCAAGCAACAAAAAGGUUCAAAGGAAGAUAGUCCUUUACCAUAAUUUUUUUCGGACUCAUGUUACUCCACCAGCUGCGAAUAUGCUGGCUAUGAAAUGGCAUGCAGGUGCAGCUAAGGCCGCGCAAAGGUGGGCAGAAGCUUGUUACGCUCUGACUCACGACAAUGCGACCGGUUUACAUGUAGAUGCUUUUGGAACUUGCGGACAAAAUAUUUUUAUUUCAACUGCUCAGGUUCCAUGGUUCUUCGCCAUAAAGACCUGGUAUUUGGAGCACCAGAUCUUCAAGUACGGGCCGCUGGCAACUAACGAUCUCAGCCAGGUCGGACAUUACACUCAGAUGGUGUGGGCAUCGACACAUCAGGUAGGAUGUGGUUGGGCGAAAUGUAAUGGCACUAGGGGACCUCGUGGAAGACCAUAUUUCAGCUACGUCUGCAACUAUUGUCCCGCUGGGAAUUAUGCCGAUCGUCUGAGCACACCUUAUACCGCAGGACCGCCUUGCAGUGGUUGCAAGGAUCACUGCCGUUUAGGUAAGCUCUGCAAAAACUCUUGUCCAUGGGCCGACCUUUGGGCAAAUUGUCGCCAACUUUAUGAAACGUGGCCAGCUUGGCUUUGUGCAAGUGACACAGAACAGGGCCACGAAAGACGACAAUUUUGUCGGGCAACCUGUAAAUGUCGUAAUAAAAUUGUCUAA
Belonocnema kinseyi is the source of this 816-nucleotide messenger RNA. Its product is annotated as cysteine-rich secretory protein 2-like. The transcript has 5 exons. The record is from RefSeq and is a predicted model, not a curated record. Gene Ontology annotation, cellular component: extracellular region. The coding region runs from base 1 to 816 and encodes 271 amino acids. Lineage: Eukaryota; Metazoa; Arthropoda; Insecta; Hymenoptera; Cynipidae.